Messenger RNA from Seriola aureovittata, 799 nucleotides. RefSeq names its product Lipocalin-like. Bases 76 to 624 code for a protein of 182 amino acids. Lineage: Eukaryota; Metazoa; Chordata; Actinopteri; Carangiformes; Carangidae. The transcript is spliced from 6 exons. Gene Ontology annotation, molecular function: small molecule binding. The record is from RefSeq and is a predicted model, not a curated record.
ACAACAGACCUCCAGAUCUUCAUCCACGCUCUUCUCCAUCACCCUUCCUGCCGCUGACUCUGCUCCUCAGUGACUAUGACUCUACUGCUGACAGCGCUUGGAGCUCUGCUCUGCUCCUUGACGGUUUCUUCUGAAAUCAUGCCACAGGCAGACUUCAAUUUACAGGGGGUGGCGGGGAAGUGGUACCUGAUUGGAUUUGCCACUAACGCCCAGUGGUUUGCCAACCGCAGAGCCAGCAUGAAGAUGGGCACGACCAUUUUAACCCCAACUGCUGAUGGGGACCUGGACAUGUCAUACGCUAGUCUCACCCAUGACGGCUCUUGCUGGAGGCUGAACAACCUGGCUAAGAAGACCGAUGUGCCUGGAAAGUUUACGUACGCGAGUGAGCGCUGGGGGAAUCAGAACGACAUGCGCAUGGUUGACGUGAAGUAUGACGAGUACGCUCUGACUCACACCAUCAAGACCAAAGGGGGCGAUACCACCGUUGUCAACAAACUAUACGGCCGUGGAGAGGACCUCAGCGCUGAUCUGCUGGAGAAGUUCCGGCAGUUCUCCUUGGAGACUGGCAUCCUGCCUGAAAAUAUUGCUUUCCUUCCAAAAAAUGCGGAGUGCCCACCUGCCUAAUUUUCUGCCCCGUCAUCAUGCCAGAGAUGCUCGAGAGCUUCACCUUUGUUCACAAUACUCGACAUCUGUAAAGCUCACUGCCAAGAACUGAGAUUUGUUUUUCACCCCACUUUAUUUACUCUGCUCUUUCAAUUGUUUUAUUAAGAAUGGACCAUUAAACAUGAUGUAAAGCCUG